AUGCAAUUCUCUACCGUCGCUGCCUUUGCUUCCGUUGCUGCUGUCGCCUCCGCCACUGCUAACGUCACCACUGCUACUGCUACCGAAGAAUCCACCACUUUAGUCACCAUCACUUCCUGUGAAGACCACAAGUGUGCUGAAACUGUUUCCCCAGCUUUAGUUUCCACUGCUACCGUCACCGUCAACGACGUUGUCACUGAAUACACCACCUGGUGUCCAUUAAGCUCUACUGCCGCUGCUAACGCUACCUCUACCAAGGCUGCUGCUAACUCUACUGCUGCUUCCACCACCAAGUCUGUCACUUCCUACACUGGUGCUGCCGUCAAGGCUUUACCAGCUGCUGGUGCUUUAGUUGCUGGUGCCGCUGCUUUAUUAUUAUAA
Kazachstania africana CBS 2517 is the source of this 381-nucleotide messenger RNA. RefSeq names its product Ccw12p (gene CCW12). NCBI's taxonomy places the organism in Eukaryota, Fungi, Ascomycota, Saccharomycetes, Saccharomycetales, Saccharomycetaceae. The transcript has a single exon. The record is from RefSeq and is a predicted model, not a curated record. The coding region runs from base 1 to 381 and encodes 126 amino acids.